Molecule: messenger RNA, 1704 nt
Organism: Rhagoletis zephyria (snowberry fruit fly)
Lineage: Eukaryota; Metazoa; Arthropoda; Insecta; Diptera; Tephritidae
Gene: Fuca
Product: alpha-L-fucosidase
Biological process (GO): fucose metabolic process; glycoside catabolic process
Cellular component (GO): lysosome
Molecular function (GO): alpha-L-fucosidase activity
Source: RefSeq, a predicted model, not a curated record
AAGUACUCUCAGUGGCAAACUGAUCUUCCAAUAAACAAGUGUAGAUUUUGUUUUCGCUUCGCUGUGUUUCUGUAUACCCGCUUAUUGUUUAUCUGCUCGUUCGCGCGCAGCUGUGUGUCAUAAAUACUUACAUAUAUCAUCACAUUAAUUCGAAGAUCUUAGUUUUAUUAUAAAUUCGGAAGCAAUGCUCCGCCGGCAUCAUUGUGUAUUUUUCAUUUAUUUAAUGAUUAUUAACGCAUCAGCAUUAGAACGUUAUGAACCGAAUUGGGAUAGUCUCGAUAAGCGUCCAUUGCCCAGCUGGUAUGAUAAGGCAAAAAUUGGCAUUUUCAUUCAUUGGGGUGUAUAUUCAGUGCCCAGCUUUGGUUCCGAAUGGUUUUGGACCGACUGGAUAAAUUUACGAUAUCCCAAUUAUUUAAGCUUUAUGAAAAACAAUUACAAGCCAAACUUCUCUUAUCAAGAAUUUGCUCACGAAUUCACAGCUGAAUUAUUCAACGCUACAAAAUGGGCUCUUCUUUUUCGCGACAGUGGAGCGAAAUAUGUGGUUUUAACCAGUAAGCAUCAUGACGGUUACACGCUGUGGCCGUCUUCAGCUUCCUUCAGUUGGAAUUCUAUGGAUAUCGGUCCAAAACGAGAUAUUAUUCGUGAACUUUCUUCCGCGAUUCGCAAAGAGACAACACUCAAGUUUGGUUUAUACUAUUCACUUUUCGAAUGGUUCAAUCGGCUAUAUAUCAAUGAUAAAUUGCAUAUAUUUUUGGAACAAAAUUAUGUAAAUAGAAAAUUGCGCCCAGAGCAAAUUGAAUUGGUAAAUGAGUACCUACCAGAAAUCCUAUGGUCAGACGGGGAUUGGGAAGCACCGUCGAAAUAUUGGAAGUCGGAAGAAUUUAUUGCUUGGUUGUACAAUGAUAGCCCGGUGCGCAACACCAUUGUUACGAAUGAUCGUUGGGGGUUUGGCACUGCGUGUCGCCAUGGCGAUUUUUACAAUUGUCAAGAUCGUUAUAAUCCCGGAAUUCUGCAGCUACACAAAUGGGAAAACGCAUUUACCUUGGAUAAAAGCAGCUGGGGUCAACGUUUUGAUGUUACGCUAAGCGAUUUUAUGACCUCGGAACAACUUAUCUCUGAAAUCGUUAAAACCGUAAGCUGUAAUGGCAAUGUCCUCAUCAAUGUGGGCCCAACCAAAUACGGCACAAUAUUGCCAAUAUUUGAAGAACGGCUUCGUGAUAUGGGUAAAUGGUUGACCAUCAACGGUGAAGCUAUUUACGGUAGUAAGCCAUGGAUUUAUCAAAACGACAGCACUACACCCAAUGUAUGGUACACACAGAAAAUGGACCCAAGUAAUUCAACAUCAGUCAUUUAUGCUAUUGUUUUGGAGUAUCCUUAUGAUACAAAUGAAAUAGAUUUGUAUCCGAUUGGCGAUGUCAAUGGGGUUACAAAGUCGAAUGUGCUUUUAUUUGGCUAUGAGAAUUUUAUGACUGAGACUGCUAGAGGUGAUAUGAAUGUUUACCUUUUGGGAAUGGAGAGUACACAAAUCAAUUGGACCCUACUUGGAAAAAGACUGCACAUUGUAUUCCCGCCAAAGAAUCACAUUGAUAAGAAUGGCCUUAAGUUCGCAUGGAUCUUUAAAAUUAUAAAUAACAAGUAAUUUAAAAAGAAAUUUUUUGAGACAAGCUUUUAUAAGUGGCUAAUAAAAAAAGAAAAAUCGACCCC